AUGGCCUCCACGCUCGAAUCAUUCAGCAAAUGGCUGCAGCUGAAGAUCUACCAGCUCGAGGUGACGAUGAGCGUGUACAUUUAUACACCUAUUGAAAAAUUCAUCUUCUAUUCGGUCCUCUUCCUCCUCUUCUCCCUCACAUUCAUCGCCACUGUCCUUUACCUGCCACAGCACUUGCAAUUCAUCGUUAGCCGCGCCUGGUUUUACAUGCACGGCGACUCCUUGGACGGGGGGGUUGCCAAGGGGGCUAUUGAUGUCGCCGCUGCGACGACGACAGCGGUGGGAGAGGCCCUCACAUCGAUUGCGGCAGCUGCGGCGGAGAGGGUCAAGGAACUUUAA
Messenger RNA from Dichotomopilus funicola, 339 nucleotides. RefSeq lists its product as uncharacterized. The transcript has 2 exons. Bases 1 to 339 code for a protein of 112 amino acids. The record is from RefSeq and is a predicted model, not a curated record. NCBI's taxonomy places the organism in Eukaryota, Fungi, Ascomycota, Sordariomycetes, Sordariales, Chaetomiaceae.